Molecule: messenger RNA, 1272 nt
Organism: Lachancea thermotolerans CBS 6340
Lineage: Eukaryota; Fungi; Ascomycota; Saccharomycetes; Saccharomycetales; Saccharomycetaceae
Gene: LEO1
Product: Paf1-complex subunit LEO1
Exons: 1
Coding region: 1-1272 (423 amino acids)
Biological process (GO): transcription elongation by RNA polymerase II; positive regulation of transcription elongation by RNA polymerase II
Cellular component (GO): nucleus; Cdc73/Paf1 complex
Molecular function (GO): RNA polymerase II C-terminal domain phosphoserine binding
Source: RefSeq, a predicted model, not a curated record
AUGUCGGAUCAAGGAGAAGGCACAGUGGCACUAGAAAAUAGCCAAAAUGAAUUGAGCGAAAAACAAAGCCCCAAUGUUGAGGCAGACGGCGAAGAAAUGGACGACUUGUUCGGGGACGACAGCGAUCAAGAAACGGGCUCUGGCCCAGGGGAACAGGAACCCCACAGCCCCAACUCGGCAAACGAGGAAGAAGACGAUGAGCAAGCCAUGUACAAUAGAAAAUUCUACGGGGACAAAGGCGAGGACUCGAAUGACGAAGGGUCUCAAGAAUUCCGGGAAGCAGACAUAGACAUAAUGAAGCAUAUUGUGCCGUACUCGACCGAACCCUCUCAGGGAGAUAAGACCAUUUACUAUACCAAGGUUCCACAAUUCCUGACGAUAGAUCCCAUACCGUUUGACCCUCCGGCGUUUCAAAGCAAGAUCGAAGAGCGCGCGGCUCAAAGGACGUCUGUUGAAGACCAAAUCGACGACAGGCUCAUAGAAGAAAACACCGUCAGAUGGAGAUACUCCCGUGACAAAAACCAGCGGGUUUUCAAAGAGUCUAACGCGCACAUUGUGCAGUGGUCCGACGGCACGUACUCACUGCGACUGGGAGACGAAUACACGGACGUUCUGAUAAAUGACACUGAGGACACAUAUUUGGCAGUCUCGCACGACCAGCAGGAGCUGAUCCAGUCCGUCAAGGGCGGGGAGGUCACUAAAAAUAUGAUUUUUAUUCCGACAUCCACAAACUCCAAAAGCCACCAAAGGCUCAGCAAGGCUGUUGCCCGCAAAGAACAGCAGGAACAUCACGGACCAAAUACCUACAUCUUGCGUGUUGACCCAGAACUGGAGCAAAAGGAGCUGGAGAAAAAGCAGGGCCAAAUCAUCAGAGAGAGACGCAAGAGGCAGUUGCGGGAGCAACAGGAGCGCGAAGGCAUGGAUUCACCAGCGCCUACUUCUAAGCCUAGGUCCGCCAGCCGGCCCGGUUACAGCCAGACCAGGUACGACGAAUAUGAAGACGACGGAUUUAUGGUUGACGACGAAGAAAAUGAAAGCGACGGCGGAGUCGGCGGCGAUGGUAACGAGGACGAGGAAGACCUACUGGACGAUGAAGAAGAGGAAGACGAUGACGAUCUGAACGCAGAGCGUCUAAGACAGCUCAAGAGAAAGGGAGCUGCCCAGUACAACACCCAAGAGGCCAGCGACAACAACGUGGAAAGUGAUGAUGCUGAAGACUCUGCAAUGAAGAGGCGCAAGGUUGCGGUAUUGGACGACGAAGAUGACGAAUAG